Messenger RNA from Biomphalaria glabrata, 1222 nucleotides. Its product is annotated as transmembrane emp24 domain-containing protein 10-like. The transcript has 5 exons. Gene Ontology annotation, cellular component: Golgi apparatus; endoplasmic reticulum-Golgi intermediate compartment; endoplasmic reticulum. The record is from RefSeq and is a predicted model, not a curated record. Lineage: Eukaryota; Metazoa; Mollusca; Gastropoda; Planorbidae. Gene Ontology annotation, biological process: Golgi organization; endoplasmic reticulum to Golgi vesicle-mediated transport; intracellular protein transport. Bases 150 to 770 code for a protein of 206 amino acids.
GAACAUCAACGAAAUGUCCCGACUGCCACGUUAGCACCUCAUCCUGUUGUUGCUGGCGAUGUCGUGACACGAAACAACACUGUUUAGGUCUAGAUUACUUAAUUAGAUAUCAAGAUCUAAUCUAGAUCUAGAUUUAUUUCCUAAAGAAAAUGGAAAUGUCACCAUAUGUUAUUUUACUGUUGGUAUUUUCAUGUGUUUUCAAUGUAGAAGCUAUUCGAUUUCUUCUGGGAUCUAAUCAAAGAAAGUGCCUUCGCGAAGAGAUACACAAAAAUGUUUUGGUUACCGGCGAAUACGAGGUUCAAGAUAAUGGACAAAGGGCUGAUCUGACAGUGACAGACUCAAGAGGUCAUAUUUUAUACUCUAAGGAGAAUGCUGUUAAGGGAAAAUUUGCCUUCACCACUGAAGAGUAUGACAAUUUUGAAGUUUGUUUUGUAUCAAAACCCAUGGGGGGUGGUGUUGCAGCAGACAGAGAAGUCUUUUUGAAUCUCAAGCAUGGCAUUGAAGCCAAGAAUUAUGAAGACAUUGCGAAGGCUGAAAAGCUGAAACCACUGGAGGUUGAAUUGAGAAGAUUGGAAGACCUUUCCAAGUCAAUUGUUGAUGACUUUGCUUACAUGAGAGCUCGAGAAGAACAAAUGAGGGACACUAAUGAAUCGACUCAUUCCAGAGUGAUGUACUUCAGCUUGUUCUCCAUGCUCUGCCUUCUGGGUUUGGCCACAUGGCAGGUUCUUUACCUCAGGAGAUACUUCAAGGCCAAGAAACUUAUUGAAUAAUGAGCUUACAAACUAGCAGGAUACAUGAGUGUAUGUUGUCAGUGUGAGAGCCCAGUGUUAAAUAGUUGUUACAUGGUAUUGGUUUCUUUAAGCAUUUUCUUGUUUUUGUAUGUGAGUUUGUGUUGCUUGAGUGUUGAUUGUUUGAUUUGAUGACAAAUGUAAGUUACACAAUAUUUAUAUAUUUGCUUUCUCCCUUUAUUUUUACAAGUAAUUAGCUAGCAUUAUUUCCUCACAAAAAAUUCUCACCAGUGAGUGUUAUUGAAUAAUAUCUGUCAUGUUUGUUGAUAUGAAAUAAAUAGCAAAACUGUUUGGUUCUAGCUUUGUUGGUGCAGCUGAGUUAGUGGUUUAUUAAAUAGGUGAGAGUUACUAACAUUUCAAUAUCUUCAAUCAAUUACUUUAUUUAUUUUUUAUUUCUUUUUAUCAGUCAUUAAAAUGUCUUUAAAAAACAACAA